This is a messenger RNA of Entrophospora candida, 564 nucleotides long. NCBI's taxonomy places the organism in Eukaryota, Fungi, Glomeromycota, Glomeromycetes, Entrophosporales, Entrophosporaceae. The record is from the annotation of a GenBank genome assembly.
AUGACAGUUAACAACGAAAUAAAAAAUUCUUUGGUUUUUAAAUUAGUGGAAGAACAAGAGGUCGAGAAAGCUUUCCAAUUAGAGUUAAAAGAAGCUGCAACUUUUGAAAAAUUACAAUAUCGACAGAAACAUGCUCCAAAUUUAUUUCUAGGCGUUUAUUGUCAUAAUAAUGAUAAUUAUAAUGGUGAUGGUGAUAAUAACAAGGAUUCAAUGCAAAUGAGAAUGAUAGGGUUUGUAGUAUCAACUUUGACCAGAUCUAAAAAACUCACUGAAGAAUCAAUGUCAACACAUGAAUCAGAUGGUAAAACAAUUUGUAUUCAUAGUGUUUGUAUUGAUAAAAAUUAUCAAAGGCUAGGAAUUGCUACAAGUUUAUUGAAGGAAUAUAUUGAAAGAAUAUUAUUAUUAAAUAAUAAUGAUGAUGUGAAAAAAUUACAUGAAAAGAUUUGUUUAAUUGCUCACAAAGAAUUGAUACCUUUAUAUGAAAAAGUAGGAUUCAAAUUGAUUGGUGAGAGUGAAGUUGUUCAUGGAAAUGAAAAAUGGUUUGAUUUGGAAUAUGAAUUAUAA